UCCUUUCCCCCCCGUAACUCGGUGCAGAGGGAGCGGUGCAAGUGACCGGACGGAGGCCGCCGUUCCCCCUGCGUAGAGUUCACCGAGUCUUUUUCCCGGGGCCUUCCCACCUUCCAUUUCUUCACACACUCGCACGCGGGCGCGCGCAUCUCUCACGUAAGCGAUGCCCUCGGCCACCAGCAGCGCGAUGGCGAGCAGCGGCAGUAAAGCGGGCAACGAGGCAACGGUAGCGGCGGCUUCUUCUUCUCAGGCCGCGGUUUCGGGUGGCACUACGAGUUCGGUGCAGACCGAGGCCAUGAAGCAGAUUUUGGGUGUCAUCGAUAAGAAGCUGCGCAAUUUGGAGAAGAAAAAGAGCAAACUUGAUGAUUAUCAAGAUCGAAUGAACAGAGGAGAACGCCUUAACCAAGAUCAGCUGGAUGCUGUGUCAAAGUACCAGGAAGUCAGUAAUAAUCUGGAAUUUGCCAAGGAACUGCAGAGGAGUUUCAUGGCUCUAAGUCAAGAUGGGAAGGAAAAACCUGUAUGCGGGACAACAUAUAAAGCCCUAAAAGAAAUUGUUGAACGCAUUCUUCAAACAAGUUAUUUUGACAGUGCUCACAACCAUCAAAAUGGACUUUGUGAAGAAGAAGAGACAGCAUCUGCACCCACAGUUGAAGAUUCUGUGACAGAAGCUGAGCCUGAACCAACAGAAGAAUACACUGAACCAAGUGAAGUUGAAUCAACAGAGUAUGUAAACAGACAGUUCAUGUCAGAGGCUCAGUUCAGCAAUAAUGAAAAGGAACAAGUAGACGAAUGGACAGUUGAAACUGUUGAGGUGGUAAAUUCACUCCAACAGCAACCACAGGCUACAUCUCCCCCACUUCCAGAUGCACAUACACUUACAGCUGUAGCUCAAGCAGAUCCACUUAUUAGAAGACAACGAGUGCAGGACCUUAUGGCGCAAAUGCAAGGCCCAUAUAACUUUAUGCAGGACUCUAUGCUGGAAUUUGAGAACCAAGCACUUGACCCUGCUAUUGUUUCAGCUCAGCCUAUGAAUCCACAAACUUUGCAGAUACCUCAGAUGGUUUGCCCUCCAGUUCACGCUGAAUCUAGACUUACACAAACAACCCAGGUUCCUGUACAACCUGAAGCCACACAGGUCCCCUUGGUUUCUUCCACAAGUGAGGGAUAUACAGCAUCCCAGCCCACGUAUCAGCCUUCUCAUUCAACAGAACAGCGACCUCAGAAAGAAUCAGUUGACCAGAUUCAGGCUUCAAUAACCUUAAGUACAGAUCAGACACCAACAUCAUCGCCACUUCCAGCUGCAUCCCAGCCUCAGGUAUUUCAGGCUGCCUCUAGCAAACCCUUGCAUAGCAGCGGAAUCAAUGUUAAUGCAGCUCCAUUCCAGUCCAUGCAAACGGUAUUUAACAUGAAUGCACCUGUCCCUCCUGUCAGUGAGCCAGAAACUCUAAAGCAACAAAAUCAGUACCAGACCGGUUACAGCCCGACAUUCUCCAAUCAGCCCCAUCAAGUAGAACAAUCAGAACUUCAGCAAGAACAGCAGCUUCAGACAGUGGUUGGCACUUACCAUGGUUCCCCGGACCAGUCGCAUCAAGUGGCAGGUAACCACCAGCAGCCUCCACAACAGAAUACUGGGUUCCCACGUAACGGUCAGCCUUAUUAUAACAGCCGGGGAGUGUCUCGUGGUGGAUCACGCGGCACUCGAGGCUUAAUGAAUGGAUACAGGGGACCAGCCAAUGGGUUUAGAGGAGGAUAUGAUGGAUACCGUCCUUCAUUUACUAACACUCCAAAUAGUGGUUACACCCAGGCACAGUUUAAUGCUCCAAGAGACUAUCCCAACUACCAGCGGGAUGGAUAUCAACAGAAUUUCAAACGUGGCUCUGGACAAAGUGGCCCCCGGGGAGCCCCUCGAGGUCGUGGAGGGCCCCCAAGACCCAACAGGGGAAUGCCUCAAAUGAAUGCUCAGCAAGUGAAUUAAUCUAAUACUCAAGAUUACUUUUAAAACGCCAAAAACACUGGCCAGUGUACUAUAUACAUGUUACCAGAAGAGUUAUCUCUGUUUUCCUUUAUAGGAAGUUCAUAGUAAAGGGAUUAUUUUCAUUGCCCAUAAAGACAAGACUACAGUUUUCAGCUUUAUAUUACCCGGAUAUGGAAAGAAAUGCCGUUUUGCGCUGCAUGUUCUGUCCUAAGCGUCACCUUGAGCCUUGCACAUGAGAUCCAGACCCUUGCUUUGAUUUAAAACAAAAAUGGCAGUUUCAGAGUAAAGAAAAUGUCUAUAGUUAAUUGAACAGGCAGAAAUAAUCCAACUGACUUCAUUGAUGUCAUAUAGUUCUGCAGCAAAUUUGGAUAAGAAUCUGUAAACCCAUAAACGUUUUACUCAGACAGUUGAUAUAUUUAAACUUUUACAUUAAAAAGAUGGAGGAAGUGAAGUGUGGCUUAAUAGAACAACAA
Molecule: messenger RNA, 2448 nt
Organism: Protobothrops mucrosquamatus (brown spotted pit viper)
Lineage: Eukaryota; Metazoa; Chordata; Lepidosauria; Squamata; Viperidae
Gene: CAPRIN1
Product: cell cycle associated protein 1
Exons: 18
Coding region: 164-1975 (603 amino acids)
Cellular component (GO): cytoplasm
Molecular function (GO): RNA binding
Source: RefSeq, a predicted model, not a curated record